AGUCCCCUGCACGGAGGGAGGCCCCCAAGAUGGCGAUGCUGGCGGAGCCCCGGAGAAAGCAGAAGUGGUCUGUGGAUCCCCGAAACAGCGCUUGGAGCAACGAUGACUCCAAAUUUGGCCAGAAGAUGCUGGAAAAGAUGGGCUGGUCCAAAGGAAAGGGUCUUGGGGCUCAAGAGCAAGGAAAUCCAGAGCACAUCAGGGUUAAGGUGAAAAACGACGUGCUGGGGUUAGGAGCUACCAUCAAUCACGAGGACAACUGGAUUGCUCAUCAGGAUGACUUCAACCAGCUUCUGGCUGAGCUGAAUAACUGCCAUGGACAGGGUGAAACAGAGUCGUCAGUGAAAAAGCAGAAAAAGACAUUCAGCCUUGAAGAAAAAUCCAAAUCUUCCAAGAAACGUGUCCAUUAUAUGAAGUUUGCCAAAGGUAAGGAUCUCUCAUCACGCACUGAACAGGACCUGUCCUGCAUUUUUGGGAGAAGACAGAAGAGUGCCAAGACCCAGGAGGAUAUUGCUGAUCCUGACUCCCAGGAAGAGAAGGAGAGGAACAACUGGCUCUCCAGCCCGGGAGAUGGUUCCAAUACAGUGAAGAGUGUUCUCACUGUCCAGGAAUAUUUUGCUGAGCGCAUGGCAAAGCUGAAGGGAUCCAAGAAGGAAACAGAAACAAAGGUGGAUCAUUCCAGCCCAGCAGCUGACGAAGCUGUAGAGCCUUCAGAAGAGAUGGAAACCAAAGUCAAAAAGAAAAAGAAGAAGCAGAGGAGAGAUGAUGAGGCAGAGAGGGCAGAGGACUGUGAGAAACCAGGGAAAAAGCCUAAGACAGGGAGCUUGAAUGGAAAAGAACUGGAUGAUCCACUAAAUGAGUGUCACAAAAGGAAAAAAAAGAGGAAACAUAAAGAGGACGAAGGAGAAAACAUCAGUUGUGAUGAAAAUAUGGGCAAUGGAGAGAUUUCUGUGGGAAUGUCUGAGGGGGAGGAACUCAGCGCAGAGGAGCAGGAGGAAAAGCAGAAGAAACGCCACAAGAAGAAGCACAAAAAGCAAAAAGAGGAGACAGGGGAGUGUGGGGAAGGAGCACCCAGAAAGAAAAAGAAGCACUGCAAGAACAUUUAACCCUUUCAGGCUUAAUGUCUGUGUUAGAGGAGGCUCUGUAUAAACACAGCACCAGUCCAGGCUUGGACACUGCUCCAGCUCCAGCAGGGACAGGCUGGAUCUGAACACAGGCUGGAUCUAGACUCAGACUGGAUCUAAACACAGGCUGGAUCUAAACCCAGCUCUCCUAAGGGAAAACAGGAUGGUGAUGGGCCAACAGGAGGUUCAGUGCUACAUUCAAAAGGGAUCCAUGUGGAGGAUUAACUCAUCAAGACUGGGAAAGGCAGGGAAUGACUUUCUGCUGCUUCACACUGACUGUGUUUUUUCUCAAUCCAGGAAGAAAAAAAUUAAAAAUCACCCUAGUACUGCCUUUUUAUUAAAGUUGUUUUCACUUGUGAGAGCCCUGCCCUGCUUCUGGAAGCAGGGGUGAGGUUUGCAAAGCUGGUUUUUUUCAUUGAUUUUUGCAGCUGAUUUUUACAUUCAUCUCUUUUUACAUGUAAAAUGAAUGUUGUUUCUUCCCAAAGUGCUUGUUCUGAUUAAAAGUUUGCUCCUGAGUGUCAGCACUAAAGGAUGAAAUAAAAAAGACCUCCCUGUGCCUCCAAACCAUUGUCAAACAAUUGUAACUUUGCACCAAAACUAAAAGAAUUGUUUAGUAACCUUACUAUUUAUUAACCAUACCUAAGUCUUUGAUUUCCAGGCAAUUCUCAGGAUCUCUUCGCUAGUACCUCUGGAAUCCAGAAAGCUGCCUUGGAUAGAGCCAGGUUUUUUUCCUGAAAUUGGGAGACCAGCACAUUUUAAAAGCACAGUCAGAUUGCUAUUGCCAUUCACACAUUGAGAACUUGCAAUUUGGAUUUAUAACCAAACUAGAGCUUGUUUCUCAUUGUAAGCCUGGAAAUAAGGAAUGCUGGAACUGGGCACUGCCACAAGCAGUUUUGUGGGAGAUCUGAAACAUUCAGCAUGAAUUUUGUCAUUUUAAUGUCACUCAGAGCUGUUGGAAGAGAUGGGUGAGCUUGGAAGGAGUGAAAUGGGAAGAAGGAUUCACCUUCCUGGUGUUCUGAUAUUUCUUUGGCCACAGCAAACUGCCAGCACAACACUGAACAGCAACCAGUUAUCCUGGCAGAAUCCAGAAUCCAAAUCCAUGAGCUGCCCAUUUCAUCCAGGCCUGGCUGGCUUUCAUCAGUGUAAAUCUAAAACAUCCCAUUUGCUGCUCUGCUGAAGAAAACGGGUACAUUUUUAUAUUGUCUCAGCUCAGCAGAGUUGCUUAACAUGGUCUGAGGAACAUUGUCAAGAUGCAGAUGUUAAUAGGGAAAAAAAAAUUUCCUUGAGCUGCCUUUAUUGUGCACUGGAGGAAGCUCGGUCUGCAGCACCCGGACCACAUGGAUGGCUUGGUUGCAGCUCAACUCCUCCUUUUUUAAGAUCUCUUGGUUUCCA
Messenger RNA from Hirundo rustica (Barn swallow), 2513 nucleotides. RefSeq names its product PIN2 (TERF1) interacting telomerase inhibitor 1 (gene PINX1). The record is from RefSeq and is a predicted model, not a curated record. NCBI's taxonomy places the organism in Eukaryota, Metazoa, Chordata, Aves, Passeriformes, Hirundinidae. The transcript has 7 exons. Gene Ontology annotation, molecular function: telomerase inhibitor activity; nucleic acid binding. Gene Ontology annotation, cellular component: nucleolus. The coding region runs from base 30 to 1103 and encodes 357 amino acids. Gene Ontology annotation, biological process: regulation of ribosome biogenesis.